Messenger RNA from Naumovozyma dairenensis CBS 421, 1068 nucleotides. It is a transcript of the gene ANY1, whose product is annotated as Any1p. Gene Ontology annotation, cellular component: endosome; trans-Golgi network. Bases 1 to 1068 code for a protein of 355 amino acids. Gene Ontology annotation, biological process: phospholipid translocation; retrograde transport, endosome to Golgi. NCBI's taxonomy places the organism in Eukaryota, Fungi, Ascomycota, Saccharomycetes, Saccharomycetales, Saccharomycetaceae. The record is from RefSeq and is a predicted model, not a curated record. The transcript has a single exon.
AUGGAAGCUACCACCACAUCGUCUAUUGCUACUGCAGUUGCUUCCUCUUCACCAGCAGUCACAGCUCCAAAUGAUAUAAUAUCAUCAUACUUACCGAGAGUGGAUCAAUUCUAUAUCCCAGAAUGGUUAACUAUGCAAUUUAUAGCAAAUAAUUUGAUAAGUUUCACUCCCUUAUUCUCAUAUGGUACAACAAUAAUAAGUAUUGAAAAAUCCAAAACAGCUCUAGGGUUUUCAAUAGAUAUAUGUGCAACAAUGUUAAUUGCUAGUAUAUUGAGAGUUUCAUACUAUUUGAUUACUCCAUAUGAAAUCACUUUAUUAAGACAAGCUUUGGUAAUGAUCUUCAUUCAAUUGAUGCUACUCAAUACAAGUUUGAAAUAUAGACCUGAUGAGUACAAAUAUCAAAAUUUGAAAAACGUGGAAAGUUUUAUUGAUCUAAUUAAAGAAGUUUGGUACGAAUCCUUUGAAAUGUCCUUUGAGGAGGUUAAAACUAAACAUAAUAACAACAAUAAUGAUGAUGCAACCUUCAAUGAUAAAGGUAAAGUAUUAUCUGACAUGUUCCAGAAAAGUUUAAAUUUUUCUUAUAAAUGUCUAUUGGUCUUCAUCUAUAAAUUUUUGAAAUUCUUCGAUCCAAGUUUCAAAAGAUUUGGUUCCUUCUGGCAAUGGAAUAAUACAAAGGUAUUUUGGAGAUUUUUAAUAAUAUUUACUUUAAUUCAAAUGAUUGUAACUUUCUCUAUCUCAAAAAUACUAAAUUGGAGCUCAUUAGAACAAUUCCUAGGUUCAACAAUAGGUUCAUUAGGUUUAUUCAUCGAAUCAUUAUUACCCUUACCGCAAAUUGCCAUCCUCUAUAAAUUGAAAUCAAUCCAGGGGUUUAAGUUAAUCCUAUUGGUUAGUUGGUUAUGCGGUGAUACAUUAAAAAUUACUUAUCUUAUCUUCGGAGCUAAAAACAUAUCAAUUUUAUUUUUUCUAUUUGCAUUCUUCCAAAUGUCUUUAGAUUUUUAUAUUGGAGGACAGUAUGUUUAUUAUAAAUACUACUAUAAAGAUCAUGAUAAUUAUGAUGACGAAAUCUAA